Molecule: messenger RNA, 2152 nt
Organism: Carassius gibelio (silver crucian carp)
Lineage: Eukaryota; Metazoa; Chordata; Actinopteri; Cypriniformes; Cyprinidae
Gene: igflr1
Product: IGF-like family receptor 1
Exons: 7
Coding region: 146-1216 (356 amino acids)
Molecular function (GO): protein binding
Source: RefSeq, a predicted model, not a curated record
UAUCCGGCACAGUCUGACCUAGUCACUGCUUUAAAAUUACAACCCACCCAAUCCUUCCCUCCAACCCACAUCUGGUGAACUUCACACAGUCUGUAAGACAUGACUUCAGUGCAGCCACGUCAAGGACUAAACGAAAUCAGCCGCAAUGACUUCAGAGAUCUGUAUAGAAGGGAAAUUCUAUAAUCGUUCUCUGCGCAAAUGUGAGCUUUGUGAGAAUAACUAUGAAAUCAAAGAAGGUUACGAAUUUUCUGAAAACUGCGGGUGGUCCGACGAGCAACAGCAGACUAAGACACCCUACAGAGCAUGCAGAAGCGGGACAUUUAACGAUGGGUCUCUAGUCAAAUGCCAAAAGUGUCGCUCUUGUCCUCCGCCACAGUUUACUGCAUCUGAGUGCAAAACAAACUCUGAUGCCAUCUGCUGUAAACAAGGAGAGCAGUUUUCUGACGGAAAAUGUAUCCCUCAACCGUCGCAGACCACAAGGAUGACAGUAAUAACGACUGCGAAAUCGACUGUCCUCAUAACAAGAUCUGUUGCCAGCUCAAGCCCAACGCCAAGCCCUCAAAUCUUUCCAGACCCCUCCCCAAGCCCCGAAAACUAUAUUCCAAGCACACACAGCUUAAUGCCGAACCCCUCUCCAAGUUCAACUGAAGGGUCUCGUUCACAUUUCAUAGGCAUCUAUGCAUGUUUUGGGAUUUUUUCAUCUUUUAUGCUGGUUUGUCUCUUUCUGUUCAUCAGGAGGAGGACUAAAUCUUUCAACAAAGAGUUAAAAAAAUGCUGUGAUGGAACAAGUCAUGAAAGCCUGUCCAAAAGGGGCAUUACCAGAUAUGAACAGGCCAUCUCAUACAACAUAAUCAACGAGGGUCAUAACGAGCACGCAACUGGAUUGUCGCACCUAUUAGCACCUGAGGUCCAUGGUGCACCUCUAAAAACGGUGCUGAACAACUUGGAUGUUCUUGAGGAGCUUGUGUUGGUAUUAGACCCUGACAUUUCUGGCGCCAAGAACACUCGACACCUUGCUGCCCAGUGCUCCUUUUCCUUUGCCUGGAUAAAUUAUGCAUAUUCCAUGAAGGACCACAAAAGCCCCCUUGUUGCCGUUUUGGAGGGUGUCGUCACCAAGAACCCAGACUGGACAGUCGGCCACCUCGCUGAGUUGCUAACUGCUAUCGGCCGUAACGAUGCAGUGGAGAUUUUGGCGAAGCUUCCUGCAGGUGUAUAAGAAGAAUUCAUGCAAUAUUUAAGAACACAGAGCAGUAAUUUACUUAUUAUACUGUAUUGUUGAUCUCCUAAGUGAAUUUGUAUGAUCUGCUUACACCUCAGUGAGGGUUAAUGCUUAGCAUUUCUAAAAAUUGCAUAUUGUAGUGCACAAUUAUACAAAAUCGGCAAAUUGGAAAUGGAUUUCUUAUAAGAUUGUUUAAUUUCCCCUAUAUAUAAGUUCAGUAUUAAGUAACAGUGGUUGAUGCAUGCAGUGCUUGAAUAAUGUACAUAGAUUGACCGUCCAGGACAGGGUUCCUCAAAUCUUGCCUUGAGGUCCAAUGCGCUGCAGAGAUUAGCUCCAACCCUGAUCAAAGACACCUGACUGCGAUUUUCUAAUGAUCCCAAAGACAUUGGUUAGCAUGCUCAGGUGUGUUUUAUUAGGUGUAGAGCUAAACUCUGCAGGAAAGUCAAUCUCAAGGUCCAGAUUUGAGGAUCCCUGGUCUAGGAUGUGAACAGUACACUUUAUACAAUGGAUAACAUCUGGAGUCCAUCUGGAAGCAUUUAGAAUCAAAUACAAGACAUGUUUUGUGGUUUCCCACAAAUGUUCUACCAUUUCAGCUCCAUACUAGUAUGUUACACAUUUAGUUGAUUAUAGCCUAUAACUGCAUGACACUUUAGAAACUCUUUUUUUUUUUUUUUAAUUACUAGAAUUCAAGAAAACGAAGAGUCUUUUUUUUCCUCUGAUCUUUUUAUAAAUCAUGUAAUCUUUUUAUAUAUCGGGUCAUAAAUCUUGGAAAUUUAGAAUUGCUGGUGGACCAAUAUUCCAAGCAUUCGAUUUCUUGACAGGAUUUUGCCACAAACACUUUCUGAAAGCAGUGUAUCAGUUAUUAGAAGUGUAUAAUUGAUUAUUUUGUAUGGUCAACACAAAGAUCACAAUAAAUCUUGAACUUUGUUCAAA